Nipponia nippon (crested ibis) is the source of this 672-nucleotide messenger RNA. Lineage: Eukaryota; Metazoa; Chordata; Aves; Pelecaniformes; Threskiornithidae. The record is from RefSeq and is a predicted model, not a curated record.
AUGCUGCCGUCCGCUGUGGGAGCCGCGCUCGAUGGCUGCUGGCACGGUGUCUGCAAUGCUCUUUCCCUGGAAAUUAAAGCCAGUCCUAAAGUGCGAGCUUUCGUUGGUGAACGAGUAUCGCUGAAAUGCUCAUUCAGAUCCAGCUCUCCCAUCACUGAGAGCCUGACGGUAGACUGGACGUACCAGCCUGUCACAGGUGGUCAGAUGGAGACGAUUUUUCAUUAUCAGUCUGUUCCGUACCCAACAACAGUGGGAAAGUUCAAAGACAGGAUAUCCUGGACUGGGAAUGUUGCCAAGGGCGAUGCUUCCGUUGCUAUCCAAAGCCCAGCGAUGAGUGACAACGGGACGUUCAUCUGCAGCGUGAAGAAUCCCCCGGACGUGUACCAUAACAUUCCCCAGACAAUGCUGGUAGUUACGGAGAGGGGCCUUUCCUUCCAGCUAACUUCAGCGGUGCUGCUGUCCAUUUUAGUAUUUCUCCCGUCCGUCAUUGUGGUCAUCCUGCUGUUGGUAAGGAUGGGAAGGAAAUUUGGAGUGCUAAAGGAGAAAAAAAAGCCUGGCUGUAAGAAGUCCUCCAUCGAAGUGCCUGAACACACCGAGACAGACAGCUGCUUGGGGAAGCUCAGAAACUGGUGUCUGAACUGUGUGGACACGGACGAGGAAGACCCAUACUGA